This is a messenger RNA of Hypoxylon trugodes, 1237 nucleotides long. RefSeq lists its product as uncharacterized. NCBI's taxonomy places the organism in Eukaryota, Fungi, Ascomycota, Sordariomycetes, Xylariales, Hypoxylaceae. The record is from RefSeq and is a predicted model, not a curated record. The transcript has a single exon. Gene Ontology annotation, biological process: resolution of meiotic recombination intermediates; double-strand break repair via homologous recombination. Gene Ontology annotation, cellular component: RecQ family helicase-topoisomerase III complex; nuclear body. Bases 207 to 971 code for a protein of 254 amino acids.
CAGCACGCUGGAUUGGAACACUUUCUACAUCUCGGAUAUGCAAUCCAACUUAAACUAUAACUACUAUGCCUCUCUUUGGAAAGAGUGAUCGAAAUAUUUUAUUAGUACGUUAUAAGAUGCUGUUACUUACAUAAUUUGUUUCUGAAAAGGAAUGACUUUUCAAGAAUGAACUUUCGCAUGAAACAGACUAUCACCCGACGCCCACUAUGAGUUCGGAUCUUCCAGCGCAAAUACGCGCCAGCCUACAAGGCCAGGGGCUACCCACCCCAUCUCUAGCCUGGAUUCGGGGCGCCAUGCCCAACCGGAACCCACAACCACCGCUACAAGUCCUAGUAGCUACAGUGAAAACCCGCCUAUUAGCAGCGGACCUCACCACGCCAGGGCUUCUAGAACCAGCCGCAGCUUUUCCGGCCAACAUCAGCAACCCAGAGACCAAAGAAACCAAGUUGUCUCAAGAAAUUCCAGUACAAAUUCUAGAUAUCGAAAACUUGUCAAAAAGCAAAUGGGAACAAGUCGAAGAAAUCGAGGCUAUUGCCCGCGGCGAGCAGACUAGAGGCCGUGAAGUUAUUCGAUUACCUACUACUAAUGAAGACGACGAAAAUGCAAAUGGAGUCGCUAGUGAGGGUGCACCGCCGCCGGCUACUGCGAGGACUGCAGCUAUCAAUGCUAAUAUAGCGAAUGCGGCGGCUGCGGCGAGGAAUGCUACACAUCGCCUUGUGCUGCAGGACUGUCGGGGACAAAAAGUCCACGGGCUAGAGUUGCGGCGGGUGGAUCGUUUAGGCGUUGGUAUAGCGUGUAUUGGGGAGAAGAUAGUGCUGAAGCGCGGAGCGACGGUCGCCCGCGGGGUGGUGCUGUUAGAGCCUACGAUGUGCGCUGUGCUAGGUGGGAAGGUGGAUGCUUGGCACCGCGCGUGGGUGGACGGUAGGCUGGAAAGGUUGAAGGAGGCAGUGGGUGCUGAUGUGCGUGGCUAGAUGGCAUAAUUCACUAUAACUAGGGAGGGCUGUAGGUGCUCGAUCAACUAGAAAUCAGUUAAAGCAUAGGUGCUGGAUCAGUGGGUAAAUAGAGGCAUACCCUCUGUGCCUACUACCUACCUAGGUAGGUAGGUCCUUGGAGACACCUAGUUCACUCACUGUCUCAGGGGCAAAUAUAGCGCAAUUAGGUACUAUCAUUAGUACCUAAGCCCUGAAUAAUACUACAUUAGAAUUCCAGUGCUUUAUAUCAUACGAAUGGACACCAA